CCGUAUGUUGGUGAGAAGACGUGUUGCGUGCAGCUGGCAAGAAAGGGAAUGUCUCUCAUAGCCUGUAUUGCCGUUUUCUUCACUUUCGCUGUUCAAACGACACAAUCAGUAUGUCCAUCAUCAUCCGGUUGUUUCCCAUCGCCCAGCAAUCUCGCCAUUGGUCGAACUCUCGAAGCCAACUCGACUUGUGGAGAUCCAGUCAGAGAAUUCACUAUACCUCUUGCUGCAGGAGAUAUCACUCUCACUUGCGAUGCGUCUGUUCCUUCAGAUGCUCACCCAGCGAGUCUGGCUAACGACGGCAACUCAAGUACGUGGUGGCAAGCGGAACGGUAUGAGUUUUUUGUGACGUUGCAGCUGAAUUUGGCCUUUCCCAUGCUUGUCGAGCGCUCCACCUUGACGUUUCGAUCAUUCAGACCGCGACGUAUGAUCUUGGAGAAAUCAGACGAUGACGGUGUGACGUGGGUUCCGUAUCAAUACUAUUCUACCUUGACUUGUGAUGGUGCCAACAUCCCAGACGGCGAAUUUCAGAACCUAAUGGAGGGAAACCGAGGAAACCUACCCGCCGACUCGACCGAAGCAUUUUGUAUUACCGCCGACUCUGUUCUCACUGACCCACAGGAAUUUGGUACCGUUGAAUUUCGAGCUGCGGAACGGUUUGGGAACAAGAGAUUCGAUGAUGUAGCGAUCAUCGACCAUCUGAUGGUGACCAAUCUUAGAGCGCGUUUCCGACUAUUGCAGACACAAGGAGAUGACGGUCCCGGGGCCGAUGCGAGUAUCUUACAAAAAUACUACUACUCCGUGACGGAAUGGGAUGUACAGGGGUAUUGUCAUUGCAACGGACACGCGGAGACGUGCGUUCAGAGGGGAGGCGAAUCAACCCCAGAAGGAAAGGUCUUGAGUGGUUGUGAUUGUCAACACAACACAGACGGCGUUAGCUGCGAGAGAUGUCUACCGCUCUACAACAACAAACCUUAUGGGAAAGGAAAUUCAACGGAUCAAAACGCGUGUGAACGCUGCGAAUGCAAUGGUCACAGCUUGAGUUGUACUUAUGAUUCAGCGAAGGGCCACGGAGUUUGUGACAACUGUAUGGACAACACUGAGGGUGAUAUGUGUGAGAGGUGUAUUGCUAACUUUUUCCGUGAUCCAACCAAGGCUUUUGAUGAUCCUGACAGCUGUAUUGAGUCUGGAAGAUGUUGUCAACACUACAAGACUGAAGUCUCUAGUUUCAUAAUUUUAAUAGUUUUAGCUGAGUUUGUUGUGUCUAUAUAAAAAGUCAAGUCUGCCUGCAUGAUCAGAUGCCCGUCACGUGAAUACCUAGGCUUGUUGGAAGCAAACAGGCUCAUCAUAUCUAUACUAGCAAAUCAAGUCCGUCUAGAUUGAGUUGGAACCUGGGAUUUUCUCUAGAGGUGGUAAUAACGCCAAAUUGAUGCUCUAAGCCCCUCGGUCCUGUUCAUCCGGCAUUUGUAAUGAUCAGCACAACCGUUUUUUAAUUAC
Corticium candelabrum is the source of this 1494-nucleotide messenger RNA. Its product is annotated as laminin subunit beta-1-like. Gene Ontology annotation, biological process: animal organ morphogenesis; tissue development. NCBI's taxonomy places the organism in Eukaryota, Metazoa, Porifera, Homoscleromorpha, Homosclerophorida, Plakinidae. The record is from RefSeq and is a predicted model, not a curated record. The transcript has 5 exons. Bases 49 to 1269 code for a protein of 406 amino acids.